CAUGUUCUCAAACUAAUUCAAAUCAAAUCUUAAAAAAAUGGCUGUUUUCCUCAGCUUCUUCUUCUUCUUCAUUUUGUUCUCAUCUGCUAACGCUGCUUCUCCUUCUUCUUGUGAGCAAUGUGUCCUUGCUAAAGCUACUUUCUUUCGUACCUCUAAAGCUCUUUCAUCUGGAGCUUGUGGGUAUGGUCCUUUAGCUCUCAAUUUCUAUGGUGGACAUCUUGCUGCUGCUCACCCUUCUAUUUAUAAAAAAGGUGAAAGUUGUGGUGCUUGCUUUCAGAUAAGAUGCAAGAAAAGUGGUCUUUGCAAAGGAACAGGAACAAGUAUAAUUGUGACUGAUCUCCACCCUGAUAAGACCAACACCACAGAUUUUGUGCUAAGCAGCAGAGCUUACAGGGCCAUGGCUUUACCUGGAAAGGACACACAACUUUUACAGCUUGGCAUUGCCGACGUCGAAUAUAAAAGGGUACCCUGUGUGUACAAACGUAAAAAGUUGGCUCUCCAGGUGGAAAAAUUCAGCAAACCUUCCAACUAUUUGGCCAUCAAAAUCCUCUACCAAGGCGGUCAAACCCCAAUCCUAGGAGCUGAAGUAGCUUCGGUUGAUCAACCAAGUACCUGGGUUUCGUUGAGUCGAAACUAUGGUGCAGUGUGGGACACAGACAAAGCCCCAACCGGGAAACUAACAUUCAGGUUCAUAAUAAACUCGGGCUUUGAUGCUCAGUACUUCUAUACUAAUGAUGGAGUUUUGCCUGCAAAUUGGAAACCUGGUGUCAUAUACAACUCUACUGUCCAAAUCAACAACAUUGGCUUCAUUGGUUGUACUCCUAAUUGUAAACCAUGGAAAUAGACAGUUAUUCACGCGUGCGUGUGUUGAUCGCCUCUAGCUCGAUGUAGUGUUGGCUGUUGUGUGUUAUUGUACGGAGAUUUUAGUGUAGUGAGUUGAAAAUUGUUGCUAAAAACAGCAAGAGAGGGGGUUUUAGUGUUGUGUGUUUCAUGUCUUGUAGUUUUGUUAUAUGAAACUCGUAUUCAGUGUUGAGUUCAAGUUAUGUAAUUCUCUUGCUUAAUACUACUACAAUUACUUCUUUCAAGACCUUAAUUUAGGCUCUGAUCUUUAAACUUAUAAUUAAUUCAAUUACAAAUCCGACAAUUCAUUUUUAUUCUUGAUAA
This is a messenger RNA of Amaranthus tricolor (Joseph's coat), 1164 nucleotides long. Its product is annotated as expansin-like A2. Bases 38 to 844 code for a protein of 268 amino acids. The record is from RefSeq and is a predicted model, not a curated record. Gene Ontology annotation, cellular component: extracellular region; plant-type cell wall; plasmodesma. The transcript has 5 exons. Lineage: Eukaryota; Viridiplantae; Streptophyta; Magnoliopsida; Caryophyllales; Amaranthaceae.